This is a messenger RNA of Sciurus carolinensis (gray squirrel), 1098 nucleotides long. RefSeq names its product leucine rich repeat containing 3C (gene Lrrc3c). Gene Ontology annotation, cellular component: plasma membrane. The coding region runs from base 1 to 1098 and encodes 365 amino acids. Gene Ontology annotation, molecular function: protein binding. The record is from RefSeq and is a predicted model, not a curated record. The transcript has 4 exons. NCBI's taxonomy places the organism in Eukaryota, Metazoa, Chordata, Mammalia, Rodentia, Sciuridae.
AUGGGAGCAGAUGACACCUGUGUGCUGGCUCACCUCCAUACCCGAGCCCCGGGCCUCCGGGUUCCGCUACUCCAAAGUUACCGGUUCGGACUCACCGUGCGGAGCCGGAGGUCGAGGGCCCGGGAGGGGUGCCCGGGAGCAGGGGCCGUAGCUGCUUCAGCAGCUGUAACAACCAGCGGCGGCAGCACCCCGCUGGCAGCUCCGGCCGAAGCAGCGCCUCGCGCCGGCCUCCGCGACGUCACCGCCGCGCGCCGGUCGCCCGGUGCCUCCUGGCAUCUGACUUCAUCCUCCUUUGUAUCCUACUCUACUCCAGGACUAUGCCAAUCUGUGGCCAUGCUCCCACCAGCUGCUCUACUCCUGCCCCUCCUACUGGUGAUAGGCAUAGGGGGGCCUGUGCCCAGCCCCCGGGCACCUCCCCAGGGCUGCUACGUGGCAGAGGAAGCCGGUGAGAGGACAUUCCGCUGCAGCCAGGCAGGCUUGAGUGCUGUGCCCACCGGCAUCCCCAAUGACACCCGCAAGCUCUUCCUGGAUGCCAACCAGCUGGCAUCGUUGCCAGCCGGUGCCUUCCAGCACCUGCCCAUCCUGGAAGAGUUGGAUCUGUCCCAUAAUGCCCUUGCCCACCUCUCAGGGGCAGCUUUCCAGGGUCUGGCAGGCACUCUACGCCACCUUGACCUCUCUGCCAACCAGCUGGCCUCGGUGCCCGUGGAGGCCUUUGUGGGGCUGCAGAUCCAAGUGAACCUGUCUGCCAACCCAUGGCGCUGUGACUGUGCCCUCCAGGAAGUGCUCAGGCAGGUGAGGCUGGUGCCAGGCACUGGGACAGGCAUUGUGUGUGGCCCAGGAGCCCGACCAGACCUUGUGGGGCAGGAGUUCCUGCUGUUGGCUGGGGAAGAAGAGCUGUGUGGGACAGGGCGGGGUGGGGCUCGGAGGAGCACUGAUGUGGCCCUGCUGGUCACCAUGGGGGGCUGGCUAACACUGGUGGUGGCUUAUCUGAUCCACUAUGUGUGGCAGAACCGGGAUGAGACCCGGCGUCCCCUCAAGCGAGUCCCUGUGCUGCAAGUGCGCUCUGAGGACUCCUCCACCCUCAGCACAGUGGUCUGA